Uranotaenia lowii is the source of this 1439-nucleotide messenger RNA. RefSeq lists its product as uncharacterized. The coding region runs from base 98 to 1105 and encodes 335 amino acids. The transcript is spliced from 5 exons. NCBI's taxonomy places the organism in Eukaryota, Metazoa, Arthropoda, Insecta, Diptera, Culicidae. The record is from RefSeq and is a predicted model, not a curated record.
UUGAUCGAAAUCGAACCGCAACACAAGACGCGUUGGAAAACGUUAAAUUUUUUACGGUCGCCAUUGGAUUUAUCUUGGGUUCGAGUUGGGAGGCACGAUGGAGAAGUCACUGAGGGGUCUGGCAAUGAUGGUUCUUCUGAUGGUUGCAACUGGAAGCGAUUUUCGUGGUGCGGGAGUUGCUGCUCAAUUUACAGGGCCAACGCUAGCCUGUGGUGGAACGUCGCUGCUCAAAACCACUACUCUCAUCACUCCGGCCCUAGUGAGCACCAACUGUGUUUACAAGAUCCGUGCCAUCAACCUACGCGUGUGCCAGCUCCGGUUGGACUUCAACUCGUUCAAUCUCAUCGGCCCAUCGAUAACGCCAAGCGUGCCGUAUCCUCACUGUAGUAGCGAUGUCCUAUCGGUGGAGAAUCUGGAUUUUACACUCUGCGGCGAAAAUAGUGGACAGCAUCUGUACGUUCCAUUUACGCCCUCGGUAACGGACCUUACGUUCACCAUCGAGUUCAAGUUGGCACCUUCGGCCGCACGUCAGAGUACACCGUACUGGAACAUCCGCGUGCAGCAGCUGGAAUGUCCGGUGGGGGCGUCAUUUGCCUCGAAGGCAGCGUUCCGUGCCGAGUUGCCUCCCCUGGUCAAGACCUUCCACAAUGAUCUGGGUGUGUUGGCACCGACCGGUUGUCUUCAGUAUCACACCGCCAGCAAUGGAAUCAUCAAAUCGUUCAACUUCGAUAACGGCGGUCCGUAUCCGGCCAAUCUGAAUUACGCCAUCUGCUUCCGGCGGGGUCGGGAAAGUGAAGGGCUUCGAUUGCAUGCCUCGGUGUUCGAUUUGGGCUUUGGUUCCGCUGAUGGCUACGAUGGGGCCUGUUUCGCGAAUAUUGCCACCCCCGGCCGAUCGGAAGAUUAUCUGUACAUCCCAAAUGCGGUGGCUGGAAACGACCCACAGCAGCUGGUUCGGGCAACGCGAUUCUGCAGCAAAAGUAUCCACCAGAAAACUGUUGAAGCAACCCCUCCAGGACCUUAUGUGUUACAAUUCAACAGUGACAGCAUUUAUGGUGCCAAUGGAGCAACCGAAACUGGAUUCCAAAUUACCUACGAAAUUAUCUGAGUCCCAGAGAAAAAAAACAAUCCCCCCCAAAAGCCCCAAAAAGUUUGAAUCAAUCGAUACCUCUGUCAACUGUUCUUGGAUUAAGAUGUUUUCAUGUAUAAACGACUCGACGCGCCCCCUCUUUGAGUGGUGCCUUUGCAAUACACAAUGAAUUUAUUUUCAACGUUCGUCUCAUAAACUGUGUACCUGUUCUGAGUCAGUCCCCCGAGAGUGAUACUGGCAGUGGACGACGACACACUCUUGCUCAUUCGAAUAAAAUACUUAGAUAAAUUAACGCUACUCCGAUAGAUUUAGUUAGCUGUAAUAAUUUAUUUAAACUUAACAAAAUAUAUAC